Messenger RNA from Corythoichthys intestinalis (scribbled pipefish), 4570 nucleotides. Its product is annotated as zinc finger protein OZF-like. NCBI's taxonomy places the organism in Eukaryota, Metazoa, Chordata, Actinopteri, Syngnathiformes, Syngnathidae. The record is from RefSeq and is a predicted model, not a curated record. Gene Ontology annotation, biological process: regulation of DNA-templated transcription. The transcript is spliced from 2 exons. The coding region runs from base 387 to 1754 and encodes 455 amino acids. Gene Ontology annotation, molecular function: RNA polymerase II cis-regulatory region sequence-specific DNA binding; DNA-binding transcription factor activity, RNA polymerase II-specific.
GCAAGAUCCAUGUACCCUCGCCAGACUCUUGCAGUUCUUUCCUGUACCCUUCUUCUAACCAAACGCUUUUUUUCAAAGUAUUCUCAUCGAGUGAGUACCCAAGUAAGAAUUUAGUGGACUAAAACGUCCCAUCUUAAAGCUUAGUGGAAGUCGUUGGCUUGAUGUUCCCAAGCUUCCCAGGCUUACUUAACUUAAUUUUGAUUAACUAAACUCGCUCGCCCAGACGCUCGGUGAACAUCACAGUGCAUUUAAUGGUGUAAGACGCUUCUCGACUUGUCUUAAAGAAGCGAAAAAAUACAACUGACUGAAGCCCAAAGAAUCGAGACGUGGAUGAUGACGAGGAGAGGAAAUCCAGGCCACGACGAACAACUGAAAAACGAAAGAAAAUGAGUUGUCCUGCAGACGUCACUAUAGAAGAUCUUCACCAUGAGAAGCAGGAUCCCCUCCACGUUAAACAGGAAGAGGAGCCAGAGAUGCCGUACAUCAAACAGGAGGCAGAGCCAGAGACCCCCAACAUGAAAGAAGAAGACCAGGAAGUUGAAAUCCACAAGUUUCCAAUUGGUGUCAGUGUGAAGAGCGAAGAAGUUGAAGGACCAAGCGAAGAGAGCGGGGCAGCGAACCUUUUGACCGACAGUCCAUUUCAGCACGUGACAGCAAAAGUAGAGGGACGAUCGCAACCGGACAGCCUCUCAGCACCGCUUUCGGACAGCGACGACAUAACGUCACAUUCUUCUGACUUUAAUACUGAUGAGGAGGAUGAUGACUCUGACCAAAAUGCUUCAAAAUCUUUAAACGAGUCAUCAUUGAGUAGAGACGCCAAGGAAUGCGUGGUUGGGAAACCUUUUCCCUGCUCACUCUGUGAUAAAACAUUUUCCUGGAAACGCAGUUUAAAAGUACACAUGCGUAAACACACCGGGGAGAAGCCUUUUGCCUGCACACUUUGUGAUAAAAAAUACUUCACGAAGACAAAUUUAAACGUUCACACAAGAAAACACACGGGAGAGAAGCCUUUCGCCUGCACACUUUGUGGUCAAAGAUAUGUCGAUAAAAGAGGUUUAAACAUUCACACAAGCAAACACACUGGAGAGAAGCCUUUGGCCUGCUCAAAUUGCGAUAAAAGAUUUAAUCAGAAAAGUGAUUUAGAAAAGCAUAGGCGUAGCCACACUGGAGAAAAGCCUUUCGUCUGCACACUUUGUGGAAAAACAUUUUCUCUGAAUUGUAUUUUAGAAAGACAUAAGCAUACACACACUGGAGAAAAGCCUUUUGCCUGCACACUUUGCGAUAAAAGAUUUUCUCUGAAUGGUAGUUUAAUUAGACAUAGGCGUACACACACUGGAGAAAAGCCUUUCGCCUGCACACUUUGCGAUAAAAGAUUUCAUCAGAAGCCUCAUCUAGAACGGCAUCAGCAUACACACACUGGAGAAAAGCCUUUUGCCUGCUCACUUUGUGGUAAAAGAUUCACUCAGAAAACAAAUUUAGUAACACACAUACGCAGACACGCUGAAGAGAAGCCUUUCGCAAUUUGCGAUAAAGGAUUUUUUCAGAAAACUGAUGUAAAUAAUCAUCAGCGUACACACAGUGGAGAGAGGCCCUUCGCCUGCACACUUUGUGGCAAAGGUUUUUCUCGACAAAGUCAUUUAGAAAGACAUAAGCGCAUACACACGGGAGAAAAACCUUUUGCAUGCUCACUUUGUGGUAAAAGAUUUGCUCAGAAAGGAACUUUAGUAAGGCACGCAACAGGCCACACGGGGUAAAAACCUUUGAAUUGUAGCAUGUGACUAAAUAUUCUGAUUCCUGCCAAGCAUUUUUAGUGGAAAAAGCUUUUUUCAUUAUUCGGUUUCUCUUGAGCCUCUUUUUAAAAAGUUGUUGAAAUGUUUUUUCAGGUGCUGUUCUUUUUCUAUCCAAUAUAUGUGGAGGAAAACACUCAGGUGACUUGAAGUCCCGCUCUGAAACCCCUAAUUUGGCCAGAUUUCAGAAUUGUCCGAUAUGCAUGUGUGAUACAUCAUGGAAAGCUUAAAAUCUCAAUUUUCUGGGGGAAGAAAAAUUUUGAACAGGAAGAAAUUUUUGAAAAAAUCUAUUUUUAAACAGCAAAACUCUAUCUGGAGAUGAGAGCACGCCAGAGCAAAAUUACAGACGCCAUAACUUUAAUGAGAUAUUAUCGCGUACUUACCUCUUUUCGAUCCCAAAACUCCAAGUAGCAUGUAUCACUGAGUGUCAAGACACAGCUGUGAAUGGCCACAGCUGGAUUUUUUGGGGGAUUUUAUGGGUGAAAUAUAGUAAUACAACAAGGGUCACGAUGCAGAAAUCGCAGACAUCAAGGAGUGGUCGAGAUUUUCAUAUAUUUACCCUUAAAAAUUUUUUUUUUUUCAGUUUUCUUUUGAUUGGAUCGAUUAUCAUUUAACAUAGCCGAGAAAAUGCGACAGUAACAAAAAAAAAUACAAUUAAGCGAUAGUUAUGAGGUAAAUAUCCGUGACGUUUUUACAGACACCAUUUUUUUUUCAUUGUGACGUAAUUUGUUUAAAAGUUAAAAUAUGCGAGAAUAAUUUUUUUAAGUUUUUUUUUUUUUUUUUUUUUUUUUUUACAAAAUAUUAGACAUCAAUUAAUGAUUCGAAGCCAAAAUUGACAGACAUUUUGAAUAAUUAAUCACCUGCGUUUUAUGGCUGGGUUGAAACAAAUGCGGUUUCGCGACGUCUGUAAACGGGGGUUUCCAGGGUAAAACGGACAAAUUAAAAAUAGUUUGGGGGCUUAAUAUGCCACAAAUCUGCUAUGGCAGCAUAUAGACAUUGUUCUACUGAACACAACAGUUCUUUUGGCUUAUAGUACAGCAGUUUAUUUUAAAGAGGGGUGCGAGAGCAGAAACCGCUUUUUCAGCCUUGUCUGUUUCUCCGCCAUUUGUACAGUAUAUAUAUAUAUUUUUUAAUUGAAAAAAAUUGUUUUAUAGGUCUUUCUGUUAAGGGUGUAACGGUGCAUGUAUUUUUAUUGAAUCGUUUUGGUACGUGGUGCUCGGUUCAGAACGGAGGCGUACCGAACGAGUUUCUGACGUAAAGUAUGUCAAAUUUAGCGCCUUAACGGGCGGUAAUUAAUUUUUUUGAACUAAUCACAAAAUAUUUGACGCAUUUAACGCAAGCGUGGAAUGCCCGCUCAUGCAUCCCACAAUCCCACUGUUACGUCCCACGGACGGCUCGCUAAGGGCGUAACAUAAAACGAGCCACGCACACAAGUUAAAAGUGGACACAAAUUUACUCACACAACUUGAACUCGCAACGAACAAAAUAUACAAAAUGCAGAAGAAGCUGGCUUCAGCGUAAGCCUAGGCCAAAACAACAAACGAAACUACACUUAAACCCCACCCGCAUUUGCAAAAUUAGUGGUGGUGUGUUCACCACCUCCACAACAUUGACAUUGUCUUUUUACUUUACUUACAGAUGCUGCUGUUAGCGGGAAAAAAAACUUUAAUAUUCCUCCUCUUCGAAAGAGGCGGAGGAGGCACCUUGUUUUAUUUGUGAUAUUUUGUGUCAGGGCUGUGAUUGUAUGUGUUCAAGUAAUCAGCCAAUCAAACGUGCAUUUGAGGAAAAAAAAUGGACUGGCGCAUUCAGCAAGUACAAAGGGGUCAAUGUAAAGUCUUAACAUACGGGAAGACAAUCUAAAUGACCUAUAUAACAUAAGUCAUUAUACAGUAUAAUGCAAAUAAGGUUGCUGAAAAGUUGGUGGGGACUUUUUGCAUAUCCUGAAACGUUGGUAGUGUUAUGUCCCUACCGUCCCUAUGCAAACCUACUCCCUUGCCUGAGUGUUUUCCGCCUGGGAUUAGUCCUUUUAUAAAUCUGAAAUUUGGACUCAUUCUGGCUUUUACUGCAAAAACAGACGUGUAAUAUAUAGGAUCCUGCAUUUAGGCAAGUUUGAUCAAAAGCAUGAAAAAAGAGAAAAUGCUAUAAUGAAAUAUGUUGUUCAAACAAAACCAAAACAUGUUAACUUUUGUUGUUUUGGGAAUAAAUUUAUAUAAAUGUUCUUUUAUGCAUACAUGGAGAUUGAGGGAAGGCAGGUGGCCAAAAAAAUGCCCCACCCCCACCUAUAUCUUCGAGUGUUGUUAUCGGGCUCGAGUACGUCUGAAGACUGGGUUUGUUCCUAUUCUAUCUCCUGCCGCGCCAACCCGGCAAAGGCGUGUACAUUGUUGUCCUCACUUCUCUCAGCUAUCUCUACGCCAUCCAGGCCAAGACACGUUUUAGGCAAUAAAAGCAGGUGUAGACUGGAGUGUCACUUGGUGACAUAGCCUAUUUGUAUUUCUAUUUGUAUUUUCAAUUAGAUUAUUCCACGUAACAUUGUAUUUAUCAAAUCAUUUAUAAGAAGGGAUUAUUUUAAAAAAACAGUAUGAUCAAUCUUGUUUUCUUUGGUACUGUAGUUAUACAGAGAAUAAAAGCAGGUGUGUUUCAGCGGGAUCGAUGUUUAGCAGGUUCGCAAACAUAGAAUUACUUGACCUUUUUAUUCUAACGUCAAUAUUUUUGUUCAUUACUGGCUGACUUUAAACUGCCUUACUAUCAACUAUUUUUUAAUCUGUGUUCGAUUUAUUAAUCAA